Molecule: messenger RNA, 1883 nt
Organism: Dromaius novaehollandiae (emu)
Lineage: Eukaryota; Metazoa; Chordata; Aves; Casuariiformes; Dromaiidae
Product: alanine aminotransferase 1-like
Exons: 11
Coding region: 16-1596 (526 amino acids)
Biological process (GO): biosynthetic process
Molecular function (GO): pyridoxal phosphate binding; L-alanine:2-oxoglutarate transaminase activity
Source: RefSeq, a predicted model, not a curated record
GUGCCCGGCGGGGCCAUGCGGGAGCUGAGGGCGCUGCGGCCCCGCAGGCUCCCGGCCGCGCGGGCCAUGGCGGCGGCGGCGGCGGCGGCGGCGGAGCGCGGGCCGGGGCCGGGGCCGGGGCCGGUGCCGGGUCCCGGGGCGGCGGCGGGGCGGCGGCGGGCGCCGGUGCUGAGCGCCGCCACCAUGAACCCGGCGGUGCGGCGGGUGGAGUACGCGGUGCGCGGCCCCAUCGUCACCCGCGCCCUGGAGCUGGAGCGGGAGCUGCGCCAGGGCGUCCCCAAGCCCUUCACGGAGGUGAUCAAAGCCAACAUCGGCGAUGCCCACGCCAUGGGGCAGAAGCCCAUCACCUUCCUCCGCCAGGUGAGCGCCCUGUGCCUGUGCCCCGAGCUGCUGAGCGAGGCCUCCGUCCCCGGCGACGCCAAGGACCGCGCGCGGCGGCUGCUGGCGGCCUGCGCCGGGCAGAGCGCCGGUGCCUACAGCGCCAGCCCCGGCAUCGAGCUGGUCCGCCGGGACGUGGCGCGCUUCAUCGAGCGGCGCGACGGCGUGCCCGCCCGCCCCGAGGACGUCUUCCUCUCCACGGGUGCCAGCGACGCCAUCGUGACCAUCCUGAAGCUGCUGGUGUCCGGGGAGGGCGCCGGGCGGACGGGCGUCCUGAUCCCCAUCCCGCAGUACCCGCUCUACUCGGCCGCCAUCGCCGAGCUCAGCGCCGUGCAGGUCAACUACUACCUGGACGAGGAGCACUGCUGGGCGCUGGACGUGGGCGAGCUGCGGCGGGCGCUGGCCCAGGCCCGCCGGCACUGCGUCCCCCGCGUCCUCUGCAUCAUCAACCCCGGCAACCCCACCGGGCAGGUGCAGAGCCGGCAGUGCAUCGAGGACGUCAUCAAGUUUGCGUUUGAGGAGCAGCUCUUCCUGAUGGCCGACGAGGUGUACCAGGACAACGUCUACGCCGAGGGCUCGGCUUUCCACUCCUUCAAGAAGGUGCUGUUUGAGCUGGGGUCACCAUACAAGGACGUGGUGGAGCUGGCCUCCUUCCACUCCAUCUCCAAGGGCUUCAUGGGCGAGUGCGGGUUUCGCAGCGGCUACGUGGAGGUGGUGAACGUGGACCCCGAGGUGCGGCAGCAGCUGUCCAAGCUGGUGUCGGUGCGCCUGUGCCCGCCCGUGCCCGGGCAGAUCGUCCUGGACGCCGUGGUGAACCCGCCGCAGCCCGGCGAGCCCUCCUACGAGCGCUUCAUCGCCGAGAAGCAGGCGGUGCUCAGCGCCCUGGCGCACAAGGCCCGGCUCACCCAGGAGAUCUUCAACCAAGCGCCCGGCAUCCGCUGCAACCCCGUGCAGGGCGCCAUGUACUCCUUCCCCAGGAUCGAGCUGCCGCCCCGCGCCGUGCAGGAGGCCAAGGCGCAGGGCCAGGCCCCGGACAUGUUCUUCUGCCUGAAGCUGCUGGAGGAGACGGGCAUCUGCGUGGUGCCGGGCAGCGGGUUCGGGCAGCGGGAAGGCACCUACCACUUCCGGAUGACCAUCCUGCCGCCCACGGAGCAGCUCCGGGUGCUGCUGCAGAAGCUCAGCCAGUUCCACGCCAAGUUCACCACGGAGUACUCCUAACGCCGGCCCCCCCCCCCCAUGCCCCCCCCCCCGGCGCCGCGGGGGUCCCGCCCUGCCCACUCCAUCCCCGUGCCCCGAGGGACCCCCCCCCGCCCGGGCGCUCAGCCGGGUGCCCGGCGCUGAACAUCUCCAAGUGCCUCCAGUCUCCAAGUGCCUUCCCAGGGGGGACACGAGGGCACCCCAUGUCCUGGGGCUGGUUCCCCCCCCCCACCCCGGCUCCCCCUGCCCACCGGGGCUCGGUGGGCUCCCCCCCCCCCGGAAACCCCUAAUAAAGGGUAGUGAGCAGC